AUGAUCAAAUCUAUCAAAUAUGACCAUAAUGAUGAGGAUGAGCAUAUGGUUUUACUUCGCCAAAAACACAACAAGUACAAUUGGGACACCAUCAUGCAAUCAUCCAACAAAGACCCUAGUCCUUAUUUUAAAUUAAACGUAUUCGGAAGGAAAAUUGCUUUCCGAAUGACAAAAAGAUACGGGCAAUACUUUCCUGUAGCAUGUUUUCGCACGAAUGAAAGAAAGUCCGUCAUCAAAUUGAUUCACUAUUAUUUCCUCAAUUUUUUCGGCGAUUCUAUGGAGUAUCUCUGGAUAAUAAUCCACUAUCCUCCCUUCGUUCCAAACGUUCCAAAGUUAUCAGUAUGCCUUGGCAUGUGGAUGGACUGGUUCUGCGGCAUCGAACCAGUUGAGAACUUUUUCUCCUCAUAUCCUAUGAUGAAACACGUCCAAAUGUAUAUUACGCCAGCGAGACCAUUGAGAUGUUUUACUGGAUGCAAAAUCUCAGAUUUGAUAUUGUUCGUGAUUCGAUGGAAGUUCGGAGAAGCAUACCAUAAAUUGGAACGCAUGGAGGUCGGAGAAGUUGAUGAGGAGCAAAACCGAAUUCUAGAAGCAAUUGGCGCAAAACAUAUUGAUCCAGCAAAAAAGGCACCAAUGCACAGUUUGCCCAGAGUGUUCAACAGGUAUUUCGAGCCAAAUACAAAAGCAAUCAAAAGCCGCGCGUAUGUGGUCAGAGAAACAGAUAAUCGUAUUUUCUGCAAUUUUCAAAAAAUUAUUUGUUUUUCUAGAAUUUUUUGA
Caenorhabditis briggsae is the source of this 774-nucleotide messenger RNA. Lineage: Eukaryota; Metazoa; Nematoda; Chromadorea; Rhabditida; Rhabditidae. Gene Ontology annotation, biological process: embryo development. The record is from RefSeq and is a predicted model, not a curated record. The coding region runs from base 1 to 774 and encodes 257 amino acids. The transcript has 6 exons.